Molecule: messenger RNA, 1238 nt
Organism: Nerophis lumbriciformis (worm pipefish)
Lineage: Eukaryota; Metazoa; Chordata; Actinopteri; Syngnathiformes; Syngnathidae
Source: RefSeq, a predicted model, not a curated record
UAUGUCAUGAGUGUUGUGUGGCUAAUUGUGUACACAACCUGUGUUGUGUGUCAGUUUAUUCAGGUUGUUGUUUUCAGGUUGUGUUGUACAUUGUGUCUUCAAUAUUUUGUUGUGUGUUUGUAGGUUUAGGUCUUGUGUUGUGUGCUUGUUCUGGUUGUGUGUUGUAUGUUAAGUGUGUGUUCAUGUUGUGUGUCAAGUGUCAUUAUGUGUGUGUCAUGAGUUGAAUGUGUUUUGGUUGUGUGUUUGAAUAUGUGUUCAGGUUGUGAGGAUGGUGUGUUGUGUUGUCAGGUUGUGUGUUAAGUGUGUGUCUGUUCCUCGUUUCGGGUUGUGCCAUGUGUGUUGCGUACGUGUUCAGAUUGUGUGUGAUGUCUUAAAUGUGUGUUCAUAUUGUGUGUUAAGUUUGUGUUCAGGUUGUGUGUGUCAUGUGUUUAGUGUGUGUUCAGGUUGUGUGUGUCAUGUGUUAAGUGUGUGUUCAGAUUCUGUGUGCCAUGUGUUAAGUGUGUGUUCAAGUUGUGUUUAUCAUGUGUUAAGUGUUUGUUCAGGUUGUGUGUGUCAUGUGUUCAGGUUGUGUUUAUCAUGUGUUAAGUGUUUGUUCAGGUUGUGUGUAUCAUGUGUUAAGUGUUUGUUCAGGUUGUGUGUGUCAUGUGUUAAGUGUGUUUUCAGGUUGUGUUUAACAAGUGUUAAGUGUGUUCAGGUUGUUAAGUGUGUGUUCAGGUUGUGUCAUGUAUUUAGUGUGUGUUCAGGUUGUGUGUAUCAAGUGUUAAGUGUGUGUUCAAGUUGUGUGUGUCAUGUGUUAAGUGUGUGUUCAGGGUGUGUGUGCCAUGUGUUAAGUAUGUGUUCAGGUUGUGUGUGUCAUGUGUUAAGUAUGUGUUCAGGUUGCGUGUAUUAUGUGUUAAGUGUGGGUUUAAGUUGCGUGUGUCAUGUGGUAAGUGUGUGUUCAGAUUGUGUGUAUCAUGUGUUAAGUGUGUGUUCAGGUUGCGUGUAUUAUGUGUUAAGUGUGUGUUUAAGUUGCGUGUGUCAUGUAAUAAGUGUGUGUUCAGAUUGUGUGUAUCAUGUGUUAAGUGUGUGUUCAGGUUGUGUGUGUUCAGGUAGUGCGUGUCAUGUGUUAAGUGUGUGUUUAAGUUGUGUGUGUCAUGUGUUAAGUAUGUGUUCAGGUUGUUUGUGUCAUGUGUUAGGUGUGUGUUCAGGUUGUGUGUAUCAAGUAUGUGUUCAGGUUGUGUGUAUCAUGUGUUAAGUGU